AAAUUCCACGUCAGGCGAGGCUUCUUCAGUCAGACUCGUUGACGGCAGCAGCUCUUGUUCGGGAAGAGUGCAGGUUUUCCACGAUGGAAUAUGGGGAACGGUGUGUUACAAUGGCUGGGAUUUGUUAGACGCAAAUGUCGUGUGUAGUGAGUUGGGCUGUGGGGAAGCGAAAGAGGUGAAGUUAGCGGAAUAUUUUGGGAAGAGCUCAGGACAAAUAUGGUUGACUAAGGUGAAAUGUUUCGGGAACGAGUCCUCACUGACAGAAUGUCCAGUGGGUGAAGCGGACAAAUGGGGACAAAACAUGUGCCUUCUUGACAAGUAUGCUGGAGUCAUCUGUCAGACCAGAACCAGGCUGGUGAGUGGCAUAAACUCUUGUUCCGGACGAGUGCAGGUUCUUUAUAAUGGGACGUGGGGAACAGUGUGUGAUGAUGGCUGGGAUCUGUCUGAAGCUGCAGUGGUGUGUAGAGAGAUAGGCUGUGGGGAUGCCAUCGAGGUGAAGAGUUCUGCUUAUUUUGGAGAAGGUUCAGGACAAAUAUGGAUGGAUAAUGUAAACUGCUCUGGAAAUGAGUCUGCAUUGAGCAAAUGUGAAUAUCAUGAAUUGGAAUUGAAUGACUGCAAUCAUUCCGAGGAUGUUGGAGUCAUCUGUCAGUCUGUUAUGAGGCUGGUAGAAGGCUUUGACGAUUGUUCUGGAAGAGUGGAGGUUCUCCAUAAUGGAACAUGGGGAACCGUGUGUGAUUAUAAAUGGGAUGGAUCAGAUGGCGCAGUGGUAUGUAAAGAGAUGGGCUGUGGGAAUAUUAAAGUAUUAACAUAUGGUGCUUAUUUUGGAGCCACAUCAGGACAAAUAUGGAUGGGCAAUGUAAACUGCAAUGGAGAAGAGGCAGCUCUGAGCACCUGUGCAAUUCAGGGAUGGGGAACACAUAACUGUUUUUUUGCAGAGCACGCUGGAGUCAUAUGUGGCCUCCCUGUCAGGCUGGUGAAUGGUAAUAGCUCUUGUUCUGGACGAGUGGAGGUUCUUCAUGACGGUCAGUGGGGAACAGUAUCUGAUGAUGGCUGGAAUCUAACAGAUGCUGCAGUGGUUUGUAGAGAACUGGGCUGUGGAGAUGUUAUAAAGGCAAAAGGUGGUGCUUAUUUUGGACAGGGAUCUGGCCCAGUAUGGAUGAAUUCUGUUGACUGUGUAGGGAAAGAGUCUUCAUUGAUACAAUGUAACAUAGAUCACUGGCAGCACAACAACCUCGAUCACCUGCACGAUGCUGGAGUCAUCUGCAGUGAGCCCUAUUCCACAAACAGAGGGUCUGUCCAGGGCUUAGACACAAGUGUUAAAGUCCUGUUGAGGAUUGAGGUAAAGACCGACCCCAUGUUCGACCCAAACGUUCACAAAACCAUGAGUAAACUCUCAGAGGAGAUGGAGAAGCAGCUGCAUAUAAGCGGACCUUUCUCACUGACUUGGAAAACUCAGAAAGAUGGAAAAGUCUUCCAAGAGGUCUCCCAGAAAAAGAAGCCUGCAAGAAAAUGUAACUGA
Molecule: messenger RNA, 1519 nt
Organism: Sinocyclocheilus anshuiensis
Lineage: Eukaryota; Metazoa; Chordata; Actinopteri; Cypriniformes; Cyprinidae
Product: deleted in malignant brain tumors 1 protein
Exons: 6
Coding region: 302-1519 (405 amino acids)
Cellular component (GO): membrane
Source: RefSeq, a predicted model, not a curated record